GGAGGUGGGGGAGGUGGAGUAGUGUCGCAGACACAUGGCGGUGGUGGAGGUGGUGUAGUAGUGCAAUCACAAGGAGGAGGCGGAGGCGGUGUAGUAGUGCAAUCACAAGGAGGAGGCGGAGGAGGUGGAGGUGGUGUAGUAGUGCAAUCACAAGGCGGUGGAGGAGGAGGAGUAGUGGUGCAAUCGCAAGGCGGUGGUGGAGGCGGUGUAGUAGUGCAAUCACAUGGAGGAGGCGGAGAAGGAGUUGUCAUGCAGUCACAUGGUGGUGGUGGAGGCGGAGUGGUAGUGCAAUCACAUGGCGGUGGCGGAGGAGGAGUAGUUGUGCAGUCACAUGGUGGUGGUGGAGGUAGAGUAGUGUCACAAUCACAUGGUGGCGGUGGAGGUGGAGUCGUAGUACAAUCGCAUGGUGGAGGCGGAGGCGGCGUAAUAGUGCAAUCACAUGGUGGUGGUGGCGGUGCAGUGGUGCAAUCACAAUCCCGCUUGGGGCGUAGAUUUUGAUCUUCCUUUAGUUCUU
Molecule: messenger RNA, 514 nt
Organism: Aedes aegypti (yellow fever mosquito)
Lineage: Eukaryota; Metazoa; Arthropoda; Insecta; Diptera; Culicidae
Product: glycine-rich protein DOT1-like
Exons: 1
Source: RefSeq, a predicted model, not a curated record